AUGAACGCUACCCAGAGAAGUGAAAGCAUCAAUGCAUUCUUUGACUCCUUUAUUAACUCAAGAACUACAUUAAAGGAUUUUGUGGUCAAAUUUGCAAAGGUGGUGGACAGUCGUUAUAAGAAAGAAAGGAAAGAAGACUUUGAUUCAAGACAUAAAACACCUUCUUUGGUAAUUGGCUCAAAAAUAGAGCAUCAAGCUGCUUCUAUAUACAUGAGAACCAUAUUUAACAAGUUCCAAAAAGAAUUGGUGAGUAGUAAUCACUUUACAAAGGAAAAGGUUGAGAAAAAUGGAACUUUUUAUUGGUACAAAGUAACAAGUUCCUUUGAUCCAGAUGAUGCAUUUAUUGUGAAGCUGAACUUGGAAUCAAAAGUUUGUGAAUGUGAUUGCCAACUUUUUGAGUUUAUGGGAAUUGUUUGUAGGCACAUGUUAUUAAUCUUCCAGGUUAAAAAUAUUUUUCAGAUUCCUAGCCACUACAUCCUACAACGUUGGACAAAAGAAGCAAAUAAAGAACUCAAAAGUGUAGAAUAUAGAUCAAGCUUUGAGGAUGAGCAUCAUAUGUCAAGAGCCUUAUGA
Molecule: messenger RNA, 573 nt
Organism: Quercus lobata
Lineage: Eukaryota; Viridiplantae; Streptophyta; Magnoliopsida; Fagales; Fagaceae
Product: protein FAR1-RELATED SEQUENCE 5-like
Exons: 1
Coding region: 1-573 (190 amino acids)
Biological process (GO): regulation of DNA-templated transcription
Molecular function (GO): zinc ion binding
Source: RefSeq, a predicted model, not a curated record